AUCUCUCUCUCUCUCUCUCAGCUCAAAACUAAUUGGGAUACUCAUAUCAGUGUCCAUGGCCUUCUUUUGUGCAUCCUCUUCUCCCUUCAAACCUCAAAAUGGUUUCAAAAAUAUCCAAAAUACUGAAAAGAUUACUUACCUUAUCGAUGAUACUUGUAUGCAAAAGGCACAAGGAAGCAGCACUGCCCAAGAUCAAGCCAUCAAUUAUUUUCCCACGGAAGACUACAAUUUUCUUCCAGAAUAUCACAGUUCCACGGAUGAUUUUUAUGUUGAAUACUUGCAAAAACUAAAGAAAUUCAAAAAUAUACUGAGCAAGUUAGUUGAAGUUCCUUUCGAAGGUUUGAACAUGGUUGAUGCAAUCCUGCGCUUGGGAAUUGAGUACCACUUCCAAGAGGAGAUUGAAACAAUCCUAAAAAGGCAGUAUAUGAUUUUUAGCGGUCAUGCAGGUCAUGAUCAUGAUCUUUAUGAGGCUGCACUGCGUUUUCGAUUAUUGAGACAAAAUGGCUAUCAUGUUUCUGCAGAUGUGUUUAACAAAUUCAAGAACAAAGAAGGAAACUUUAACUUGGAGUUAGGUGAAAACAUAAGUGGAUUGAUGGAAUUAUAUGAUGCGUCAGAGGUAAGCAUCAAUGAGGAAGACUUACUUGAUGAAGCUAAAGACUUCAGUCGCCAUCUUCUCGAAGCAAACAUCAAAAAUCUUGAUCACCAACAAGCUAGAUUCAUUCUAAACACAUUGGAGCAUCCCUAUCAUAAGAGUUUGCCAAGGUUCAUGGCUAAGGGCCUCCUUGACAAUUUCGAAGGGGCAAGGGGUUGGGUAAAACAUUUACAAGAACUAGCAAAGAUGGACUUCAAAAUGGUCCAGUCCAUACACCAACUGGAACUUCUUCAAAUUUUCAAAUGGUGGAAAGGCUUAGGUCUGGCUAAAAAGUUGAACUUUGCGAGAAAUCAACCACUUAAAUGGUACAUGUGGACAGCGGCUUGCCUCACAGAUCCAAGCCUGACAUAUCAAAGGGUUGAGCUCACAAAACCUAUAGCUAUGGUUUACGUGAUAGACGACAUGUUUGAUGUUUACGGAACACUAGAUGAACUCACUCUCUUCACAAAUGCGGUGAAUCGAUGGGAAUUAUCAGCAACUGAGAAACUACCAGACUCUUUGAAGAUAUGUUUCGUGGCUCUUUAUGACAUUACCAAUGAAAUCAGCUACAAGGUCUACCAAAGGACCGGAUGGAACCCUAUAGGCUCCCUAAAAAAAGCGUGGGCCAGAUUGUGUAAUGCCUUCCUAUUAGAAGCACAAUGGUUUGCUUCUGGGAACAUGCCAAAGGCAGAGGAGUACAUGAAGAAUGCACAUGUGAGUACAGGAUUGCAUGUGGUGCUAGUUCACAUGUUCUUUCUCUUGGGUGAGGGAAUUAGCAAGGAUACUGUUGAUCUUCUGGACAGCAAUCCCAGCAUUACAUCUUCCAUAGCCACAAUUCUUCGACUCUGGGAUGACCUCGGAAAUGCCCAGGAUGAGGAUCAAAAUGGUCAUGAUGGAUCCUAUAUUGAGUGCUACAGGAAAGAACAUCAAGGCUGUUCAGUUGAAGAUGCAAAAAGUCAUGUUAUUAAAAUGAUUUCAAAUGCAUGGAAGCAACUCAACAAGGAUUGCCUUAACCCAAAUCCAUUUCCAGCGUCUUUUAUAAAGGCUUCUCUUAAUGCUGCAAGGAUGGUUCCUUUGAUGUACAGUUAUGACGAGAAACAUCGCCUUCCAAGUCUGGAGGAGCACAUGAAGUCACUGAUCUUUAAAAGUGUUCCCUAUAAGAAAAUGUAAACAAAUUAGACUUUUGGGUUUCAUAACGUAUUACGCUUUGGUAAUGUAAUAACCAAUGGAAGAUGUGAGGAGGCUUAAACAAUUUAGCAAUAUUUCAGCUUCUUGCACUAGCAUUUCCUUAAAAUUUAAGUGCUAAAUAAAUUUUCAAAUUUCCUGAAUAAUAUGUAACCAAAUCCACUAUGAAGAUUGUUGCAAUAUAUAUGUAAAGAGACACUAUAGCCUAGUUUUCCUCUCUU
This is a messenger RNA of Quercus lobata, 2037 nucleotides long. Its product is annotated as (3S,6E)-nerolidol synthase 1-like. Bases 56 to 1801 code for a protein of 581 amino acids. Gene Ontology annotation, molecular function: magnesium ion binding; terpene synthase activity. Lineage: Eukaryota; Viridiplantae; Streptophyta; Magnoliopsida; Fagales; Fagaceae. Gene Ontology annotation, biological process: diterpenoid biosynthetic process. The record is from RefSeq and is a predicted model, not a curated record. The transcript is spliced from 7 exons.